Ictalurus punctatus (channel catfish) is the source of this 4494-nucleotide messenger RNA. RefSeq names its product mucin 3A, cell surface associated (gene muc3a). The record is from RefSeq and is a predicted model, not a curated record. The transcript has 12 exons. The coding region runs from base 129 to 4016 and encodes 1295 amino acids. NCBI's taxonomy places the organism in Eukaryota, Metazoa, Chordata, Actinopteri, Siluriformes, Ictaluridae.
ACCAAUCAGAAAGGGUCACUUCUUCAUCAGAACUCUGCACCUUUAUAACAUUGUGAAUUGUGUGUGUUGGUUUUAGUGUACGUUAGUGCGUGUGUGGGUGUAUUACUGUGAUUUUGAUUGGUGCCACUAUGUUUUUUUCAUGGAGAACUUAUUUUAUUAUUCUGAUCUUAUGCCGGUUUCAAACUUCAGCAGAAAGUUCAGAAACAAGCACAGACAGCUCUCCUUCAACUAUAACAGACUCAACCACACCAAAUAGUGACUCUGCCACAACAGCUGGGAGUUCAGAAACAACCAUGGAAAACUCUCCAACAGCAGAUGCAACCACAUCACCCAGUGGCUCUGCCACAACAGCUGAGAGUUUGGAGGCAACCACGGAAAACUCUCCAACAACAGCAGAUGCAACCACAUCACCCAGUGGCUCUGCCACAACAGCUGAGAGUUCGGAGACAACCACGGAAAACUCUCUUAAAACAACAGCAGUUGCAACCACAUCAUCUAGUGGCUCUGCCACAACAGAUGAGGGUUCGGAAACAACCACGGAAAACUCUCCAACAACAGCAGAUGCAACCACAUCACCGAGUGGCUCUGCCACAACAGCUGAGAGUUCAGAGACAACCACGGAAAACUCUCCUACAACUACAGCAGAUGCAAACAUACCAACUACUAGCUCUGCCACAACAGCCGAGAGUUCAGAAACCACUACAGACAACUCUCCUACAAGUACAGCAGAUGGAACCACAUCACCCAGUGACUCUGCCACAACAGCUGAGAGUUCGGAAACAACCACGGACAACUCUCUCACAACAACAGCAGAUGCAACCACAUCACCUUGUGACUCUGCCACAACAGUUGAGAGUUCGGAAACAACCACGGAAAACUCUCCUACAACAAUAGCAGAUGCAACCACAUCACCCAGUGGCUCUGCCACAACAGCUGAGAGUUCGGAAACAACCACGGAAAACUCUCCAACAACAGCGGAUACAACCACAUCACCCAGUGGCUCUGCCACAACAGCUGAGAGUUCGGAAACAACCAUGGAAAACUCCCCUACAACAACAGCAGAUGGAAACACAUCACCUAGUGACUCUGCCACAACAGCUGAGAGUUCGGAAACAACCACGGAAAACUCUCCAACAACAGCAGAUGCAACCACAUCACCCAGUGGCUCUGCCACAACAGCUGAGAGUUCGGAAACAACCACGGAAAACUCUCCAACAACAGCAGAUACAACCACAUCACCCAGUGGCUCUGCCACAACAGCUGAGAGUUCAGAAACAACCACGGAAAACUCUCCUACAACAACAGCAGAUGGAAACACAUCACCUAGUGACUCUGCCACAACAGCUGAGAGUUCGGAAACAACCACGGAAAACUCUCCUACAACAACAGCAGAUGCAACCACAUCACCCAGUGGCUCUGCCACAACAGCUGAGAGUUCGGAAAUAACCACGGAAAACUCUCCUACAACAGCAGAUGCAACCACAUCACCCAGUGGCUCUGCCACAACUGCUGAGAGUUCAGAAACAACCCCAGACAACUCUCCUACGACUACAGCAGAUGCAACCAUACCAACUACUGGCUCUGACAUAACAGCUGAGAGUUCAGAAACAACCAUAGACAACUCUCCUACAACUACAGAUGCAGGCAUGACAAGUAGUGACUCUGACACAACAGCUGAGAACUCAGAAACAACAACAGACAUCUCUCCUACAACUACAGCAGAUGCAAACAUACCAACUACUAGCUCUGCCACAACAGCCGAGAGUUCAGAAACUACUACAGAUAACUCUCCUACAAGUGCAGCAGAUGGAACCACAUCACCCAGUGGCUCUGCCACAACAGUUGAAAGUUCGGAAACAACCACGGACAACUCUCUCACAACAACAGCAGAUACAACCACAUCACCUAGUGACUCUGCCACAACAGGCGAGAGUUCGGAAACAACCAUGGAAAACUCUGCUAUAACAACAGCAGAUGCAACCACAUCACCCAGUGGCUCUGCCACAACAGCUGAGAGUUCGGAAACAACCACGGAAAACUCUCCUACAACAAUAGCAGAUGCAACCACAUCACCCAGUGGCUCUGCCACAACAGCUGAGAAUUCGGAGACAACCGUGGAAAACUCUCCAACAACAGCAGAUGCAACCACAUCACCCAGUGGCUCUGCCACAACAGCUGAGAGUUCGGAAACAACCACGGAAAACUCUCCUACAACAAUAGCAGAUGCAACCACAUCACCCAGUGGCUCUGCCACAACAGCUGAGAGUUCAGAAACAACCCCAGACAACUCUCCAACAACAGCAGAUGCAACCACAUCACCCAGUGGCUCUGCCACAACAGCUGAGAGUUCGGAAACAACCACGGAAAACUCUCCAACAACAGCAGAUGCAACCACAUCACCCAGUGGCUCUGCCACAACAGCUGAGAGUUCGGAAACAACCACGGAAAACUCUCCUACAACAGCAGAUGCAACCACAUCACCCAGUGGCUCUGCCACAACAGCUGAGAGUUCGGAAACAACCACGGAAAACUCUCCUACAACAAUAGCAGAUGCAACCACAUCACCCAGUGGCUCUGCCACAACAGCUGAGAGUUCAGAAACAACCCCAGACAACUCUCCAACAACAGCAGAUGCAACCACAUCACCCAGUGGCUCUGCCACAACAGCUGAGAGUUCGGAAACAACCACGGAAAACUCUCCAACAACAGCAGAUGCAACCACAUCACCCAGUGGCUCUGCCACAACAGCUGAGAGUUCAGAAACAACCACUGAACAUUCUCCUACAUCUACUACAACAAGCAUUACAACUGCUAAUAAUAAACCACCUAUACCAUGUGAAAAUGGUGGAACUCCAACAGCCAAUGGUUGUUACUGCCCCCCUGGUUUUACGGGAAGGCUGUGCAAUACUGUUGAAAUUGAAAUCACAGCUCCAGAUUUCAUUGAAAGGACAGCCAUUGCUGAAAUAGAAAUAAAAGAUGACUAUAUCCCUCAAUACGAAAAUACAUCCUCACACCAAUAUAAAGAAUUUGUACAAAACUUCAGAGAGCAGAUGAUACCAUUCUACAAAAGCCAGAUCAAGAAAUUCUUAAAUAUAACAAAUAUAAUUCUGAGUGCAGGAAAAACUUUCAGGGGCCAAAUGAAGAGCAAGCCAAUAGAGAAGGAAAAAACUAUGUCUAAAAGUGUGAACGUUAAGCAUGAUAUUGUUGUGGAAAUUAAAAACAAUAAUAUUAAUGAGGAAUAUAAAGAAGCCUUUCAGUCUGUCGAAAAUGCUCUUCAAUCAGUUACAAAUUGUACAGAAAACGGCUGCCCAAAUAUGACUGUUUAUGGAUUCCAAGUCAAUGAAACUGAACUGAAUGAAAAAGAGUACUGUGAGGAAGUUACAGCAAUUCUUCCUGAGGAGUAUCGUCAUUAUUUUGCUCCAGCUGUUGUGCUGGGCAAACUAACAUGUGUCAGCCCAUGUCAUCCUGACCAUCCUACUCCAAAAAUCUGCAUGAACAAAGGUACCUGUAUGGUUUCCAAGCAAGGACCAGCCUGCUACUGCCUUCAGUCAGAUGCAAAUUGGUAUCUUGGAGAAGAUUGCAAGUACCAAGUUCACAAAGUCGGCUUCUAUGUUGGAACGGCAGUUGUGGCUGUGGUUUUAGCAUUAGCUGUAGCAGUGCUUUCAGCAUAUGUCAUGCUUAAUAAAAGGAAACAGAAGAGAAAUAAAGACUGUAAGGAAGCUCUUGUGAAUCAGUGGAUAGACGAUGAUUUUGAGUGGCCCUCACAGAAAAGCACAUCUCAUUCAGUUGUUAAUGAAACAUAUGAUAAUCCUGCACAAUCAAAUGGGAAAUUCUUCAGGCAGAGUACCACACCUCACAGAAUCAUCUCUUCCACACAUCCUUCCAUCCCCCAAUUCAACUUGCAUCAAAAUGAAACUUCACUUCAGUAUCUGCACAGCAGUCAUCCUAUGAGAAUCAGCAAACCUCAGAUCUACACCUCUUCAUCAAGGCCAGAAAUGUAUAAUUCUGAUGUAUGAUGUUUUACAUCAUAACACAUUCACAAAUCUAAAAAUCAAAACAGUUAAAAAUUGUCCAUUGCCUCCAUGGAGAAAAGCAUUAAAAUAAUCUAGACAAGAUGAUUAUUGAGUAAACAUUGAGUAAACAUUUUUGAUAAAUUAAAAUAAUGACGAUGACAUAAGAAGCACUUCUUUGCUUCUUAACACAAACAUGAAUAAAAUACAAAUUUCAUGUUUUAAUUAAAAAAAAAAUCUAUAUACUAUUUAUUUAGACUAAUAUAUAAAUGUAUUAAUAAUUUAUAACAUCAUCUAUUGUACAUUAACUGUAUUUGAGUCACUUACAAUAUUUAUUGCAUCGCUAACGUUGUAUAUGUAAAUGUGGGAGGUUUGGCACAACCAAAUGGAACUCUGUGAAAGUAAGCUGUAUUUUUUAUUAUUAAUUUUUUUACACUUAGCCCGUAUAAUUCCAUUAAAUGGGGAAAUUCCCAACAUUGCCAUA